CAAGACUUUGGGGUCAGCUGGUACUCCACGUUGAGCGGUUUAAAAACAAUAAUAAAUCAAAAUAAAACAUUUUUUUUUUUUUUGUUUCUUCCUUUUUACGCACAACACAAAGCACUUUUUUUUUUCAUUUAAAAAUGUCAUAUUCUUCAAGUGUACCUUCAACAGACAAUUUCGAUAGAGAGUCUGCGGGUUCAACACCUCCAUUACCCGAACAGGCUUGUGAAAUCCAGUCCUUAAUGUGCACCUUUUUAAAACAACAUACAGCAUACGACGUUUUACCCGUGAGUUAUCGACUCAUUGUUUUCGAUACUCGACUCUUGGUGAAAAAAGCCCUUAAUGCACUUGUGCAAAAUGGCAUUGUUUCUGCUCCUUUAUGGUCCAGUGAAAACCAGAAAUUCGCUGGCAUGUUGACGGUUGCGGAUUUCAUCAACCUUAUUCAAUAUUAUUAUACCCAUUCCUCUGUCGAAGAUGCAUUUCGGGAAAUUGAAAGUUUUGAAUUGGCUCAUUUACGUAACGUGGAGAAAUUGGUAGGUGCACCUGCUCCACAAUUAGUGUCGAUGGAUCCCAUGGCCACAUUGUAUGACGCUUGUCGCAUGCUGGCACAAAGUAGAGUGCAUCGUGUUCCCUUACUAGAUAUUGAGCCAGAGACCGGUACAGAAAUGAUUGUGAGUGUCAUUACACAAUAUCGUAUAUUGAAAUUUAUCGCAUCCAAUUUUCAACAUACAAAGGUUUUACGUCAGCCUUUGUCUGAACUCAAGAUUGGAACAUAUGAUAAUAUCGCCACAGCAUCCAUGUCAACUCCUGUAAUUCAGGUAAUCAACAUGUUUGUCGAACAAAGUAUUAGCGCAGUACCUAUUGUGGAUUCGAAUGGAGUUGUGAUCAACGUAUACGAAACAAUUGACGUGAUGAGUAUUGCUAGAUCAGGUAGAUAUAGAGAAUUGGAUAUUCCGGUUGGAGAGGCAAUGGAAGCAAGACCUAAAGAUUACCCUGGAGUUCAUACAUGUACACUCAACGAUACACUUCAUUCCAUCUUUCGAACAAUUCGAAAACAAAGAGUGUAUAGAUUAAUCAUUGUGGAUCACGAAAACAAAUUGAUUGGCAUAGUUAGUUUAUCCAACAUUCUCGGUUAUCUCGUAGGGUAUAAACGAGAAUAACAACAACAAAAAUCAGCCUCUCUUCUCACCAUUUGUAUCAUAUCUUUAUCAACUCUAAUAAAAAGAAAAUAGAGAAAAAAAACUAUGCAAAAAAGUGUAUGUGGAUCCUUUUGACGUGUACAAAACUCUUUUUGAAAAUCCUCUCCUCCCCCCCCCCAGAUUCCUGUGCGACGGUUACACAGUACUCAUAAGCAGAUGCAUCCAAUAGAAAUUUAUGACUCAACAUGAUUUGG
Molecule: messenger RNA, 1387 nt
Organism: Mucor mucedo
Lineage: Eukaryota; Fungi; Mucoromycota; Mucoromycetes; Mucorales; Mucoraceae
Product: nuclear protein SNF4
Exons: 4
Coding region: 135-1154 (339 amino acids)
Source: RefSeq, a predicted model, not a curated record